AUGGCAGACCCAAUCAAAAAUGUUCUCUCCAGGCCAGUGGUUUCGGGUUGUAUAGCUCGAUGGGCAGUCUUGCUUCAGCAAUAUGACCUUGUAUACGUUCCACAAAAAGUUGUCAAAGGACAAGUAUUGGCAGAUUUCUUAGCUGAUCACCCAGUUCCGUCUGAUUGGGAGUUCUCUGAUGAUUUCUCGGAUGAAGAUGUGUUUUACAUUGAAGUAAUGCCACCAUGGGUGAUGCUUUUCGAUGAAGCUGCACAUCAAGAAGGAGCGGGGGUAGGUGUAGUGUUUGUUUCUCCACAACGGCAAAUAUUUCUUUACUCAUUCUCAUUAAGUGAACUCUGCUCUAACAACGUAGCCAAAUAUCAAACAUUGAUCAUUGGUCUACAGAUGGCUAUUGAGAUGGGCAUAUCACAACUUGAGAUCUUGGGAGACUCGAAAUUAGUUAUCAACCAAAUCUUGGAGCAAUAUGACGUCAAGAAAGAAGACCUCAUCCCCUAUUGCAAAUAUGCGAAGAAGUUGCUAGCAAAUUUUGAAGCCAUCACAUUGGAGCAUAUACCGAGGAAGGAGAAUAGAUAG
Messenger RNA from Quercus lobata, 573 nucleotides. RefSeq lists its product as uncharacterized. Lineage: Eukaryota; Viridiplantae; Streptophyta; Magnoliopsida; Fagales; Fagaceae. Bases 1 to 573 code for a protein of 190 amino acids. The record is from RefSeq and is a predicted model, not a curated record. Gene Ontology annotation, molecular function: nucleic acid binding; RNA-DNA hybrid ribonuclease activity. The transcript has a single exon.